Penicillium canariense is the source of this 261-nucleotide messenger RNA. Its product is annotated as Con-6 family protein. The record is from RefSeq and is a predicted model, not a curated record. Bases 1 to 261 code for a protein of 86 amino acids. The transcript is spliced from 3 exons. NCBI's taxonomy places the organism in Eukaryota, Fungi, Ascomycota, Eurotiomycetes, Eurotiales, Aspergillaceae. Gene Ontology annotation, cellular component: cytoplasm.
AUGGGCCGUCAAGGAGGCAGCGAAGAGAACAAGCUGCGAGGCUACAAAGCAGCCGUUCACAACGAGAGGGUCUCUGAGCCCGCCAAACACCACGCCCAGGAAGAAGUCGACCGGCUAUCCCGUCAUCAAAACAACGACGAGCGCCACGAGCAAAAUGUGAAGCGUGGGCUGAGAUCGGCCAUCCACAACCCGCGUGUCACGGACGAGGGCCGCGGCAGCGCGGCGCAUAAAUUGGAGGACAUGGGCGAGCCGGCUGAGUAG